Molecule: messenger RNA, 6393 nt
Organism: Canis lupus familiaris (dog)
Lineage: Eukaryota; Metazoa; Chordata; Mammalia; Carnivora; Canidae
Gene: ADCYAP1R1
Product: ADCYAP receptor type I
Exons: 18
Coding region: 217-1797 (526 amino acids)
Biological process (GO): adenylate cyclase-modulating G protein-coupled receptor signaling pathway; cell surface receptor signaling pathway
Cellular component (GO): neuron projection; plasma membrane
Molecular function (GO): vasoactive intestinal polypeptide receptor activity; peptide hormone binding; G protein-coupled peptide receptor activity
Source: RefSeq, a predicted model, not a curated record
CUCUCCCUGGCAGAGAACUUCCAGCAUCCCUUCCAGGACAGCAGAUGUGCCUGGACUCCUCAGUGUGGAAGGGCUUUGCAGCGUGACUUUGGGAAAGUCUCCUGGUUCCUUGGGGCCUCACACCCUCGCCGUAGACACCUUGGGGUUAACCAGUGGCUGCUCUGAGUGGGAGGCAAGCAGUGCUGCCCUGAGUCUCCUUCCGGAUUGAGAAGCGUCAUGGCCAGCAUCUUGCAGGCCUCCCUGGCUGCUUUCCUCCUGCUGCCUGUGGCCACCACCAUGCACUCUGACUGCAUCUUCAAGAAGGAGCAAGCCAUGUGCCUGGAGAAGAUCCAGAGGGCCAAUGACCUGUUGGGCUUGAACGACUCCUUCUCAGGCUGCCCUGGAAUGUGGGACAACCUCACGUGUUGGAAGCCUGCCCGCGUGGGUGAGAUGGUCCUGGUCAGCUGCCCUGAACUCUUCCGAAUCUUCAACCCAGACCAAGUGUGGGAGCUAGAAACCAUUGAUCGAGAGUUCGAUUUCCCUGACACUAACUCCUUGGAUCUCUCAGACAUGAGGGUGGUGAGCCGGAACUGCACUGAGGACGGGUGGUCAGAGCCGUUCCCUCACUAUGUAGACGCGUGUGGGUUUGAUGAAUACGAUGAAUAUGAGCCUGGGGACCAGGAUUAUUACUACCUGUCAGUCAAGGCUUUGUACACAGUUGGCUAUAGCACAUCCCUUGUCACCCUCACCACUGCCAUGGUCAUCCUGUGUCGUUUCCGGAAGCUACAUUGCACCCGCAAUUUCAUCCACAUGAACCUGUUCGUGUCCUUCAUGCUGAGGGCCAUCUCUGUCUUCAUCAAAGACUGGAUCCUCUACGCGGAGCAGGACAGCAACCACUGCUUUGUCUCCACCGUGGAAUGCAAGGCCAUCAUGGUUUUCUUCCACUACUGUGUCGUGUCGAACUACUUCUGGCUGUUCAUCGAGGGUCUGUACCUCUUCACCCUGCUAGUGGAGACCUUCUUCCCCGAGAGGAGAUACUUCUACUGGUACACCAUUAUAGGCUGGGGGACCCCAACUGUGUGUGUGUCUGUGUGGGCAAUGCUGAGGCUCUACUUUGAUGACACAGGCUGCUGGGAUAUGAAUGACAACACAGCUCUGUGGUGGGUGAUCAAAGGGCCUGUGGUCGGCUCCAUAAUGGUUAACUUCGUGCUCUUCAUUGGCAUCAUUGUCAUCCUUGUGCAGAAACUUCAGUCUCCGGACAUGGGAGGCAAUGAGUCCAGCAUCUACUUAACAAAUUUAAGCCUGGGAGUCCCCAAGAAAGCCCGAGAGGACCCCCUGCCUGUGCCCUCAGACCAGCAUUCACUCCCUUUCCUCAGCUGCGUGCAGAAAUGCUACUGCAAGCCACAGCGGGCUCAGCAGCACUCCUGCAAGAUGUCAGAACUGUCCACCAUAACUCUACGGCUAGCCCGGUCUACUCUGCUGCUCAUCCCGCUAUUUGGAAUCCACUACACGGUAUUCGCCUUCUCCCCGGAGAAUGUCAGCAAGAGGGAGAGACUUGUGUUUGAGCUGGGGCUGGGCUCCUUCCAGGGCUUUGUGGUGGCUGUUCUCUACUGUUUUCUGAAUGGGGAGGUGCAGGCGGAGAUCAAGCGUAAGUGGAGGAGCUGGAAGGUGAACCGCUACUUUGCCGUGGACUUCAAGCACCGACACCCAUCCCUGGCCAGCAGCGGGGUGAACGGGGGCACCCAGCUCUCCAUCCUGAGCAAGAGCAGCUCCCAGAUCCGCAUGUCGGGCCUCCCGGCUGACAACCUGGCCACCUGAGCCCACCCUCCCUUCCUCCUCUCCUCCGUACACAGGCUGGGGCUGCGGGCAGGCGCCAGCCCACGCACAUUGUGCUUCUUUUCUCACUUCGGGCAGGCCCUGGGCUGAAGGCUGGGCUCCCCGAGGUGGGAGAAGGAUGCCGGGCGCAGAUGGGUAUUGGCCCUACCCGUUUGGCACUGGCCCCACCCACCAUGGGCCUCUUGGCCCUGAUCCCAGACAUGUAAAUACUCCACAAAUUUUGAGAAGUUGUCUCAUCCCUACCCCUUUACCCACUGUCCCUGCUCACCUCAAGCAAGUCCCCAGCUUCACCCUACCCUGUUUCCACCAGCCUUAGUGAUCUUCUUGACCCCUGAAUGAGGCCUUGUGGGCUAAGGCUGACGACCUUGCUUUGAGAGGCUUGGGGUGGGGCCUUCCUGACAGCCCCCACAGUGUCUGACUUUCAGUGUGGACUCCUUGAGUCUGCUUGCCACCUGAGGCCCUCCUCAGGCCUGGCCUGGUCCCUGAGGUCUGCCAGAGGCCCAGUGUGGGUGCCCAGAGCUUCCUUCAGUGGAAGCAAGACUUGAGCUGAGACUCCUUCGUACUCCUCACCCAGCAUCUUGGUGUCCAGAUGUCCCGCUCCUGGGUAUCAGGACAGUGGACAGCUCCAGGGCUCUUCCAAUCAGAGACUUCAUUUUGGGUGUGGGGCUGAGGGUCCCGGAAUGUUCUGGUGCUCUUCAUCUGGUGGAAGAAAAAUUACCAAGAUCCAGAAAUGUGGAUGUGAUUGGAAAGGAGAUGGAAAGAGUUUUGGGGCCCAUGGAAGAAGACCUUCACUGGCUCCAUUGUUUCACUCCGGACUCAAGGGGGUGGGGAUUCACCUGGUAGCCUCCCUUCUACCCGUCCCAUCCCCGAGCAUCAGCUGCAGGAGGUGAGAGACACAUGCCUCAGAGAGACUGCUCCCCACCCAUACCUACUACAAGGAGCCCUAUGCCCUCCUCCUUCUCGUUCCUCCUUAAGUCAAAGCCAUGAUUAGGAUGAACCAGCCGCCUUCCUGUGAUGUCACUAAAUCCCAAAGCACCUUACCUCCAUGUGCCCGAGUCCAGGGCAUGAGACUCCCCUUUCCCCCACCCUCAUGGACAAUGAGCCCCAGCCACCAGCUUCUUGGGCUUUGGCUCAGCUACUGAAAUAUCUCUGAGACCUUUGCAAAGACUUCCCUCUGUGUUUUCUUGACAUUGAAUCACCACAGAUGCCAGAGUGUCCUAGGGUGUUGGGAGACGGAACCACACCCACCAGGCCUGUUAGAAGAAGCUGCAGAUGGAAGGCACAGCAGCUCUCCAGCUCCCAUCGUGGUUCUCCAGCCGCAGUUCUUGGCCACAGCCUAAGAAUUCAAAAUGGGGCAGAACCAGGUUGGGGGAUGGUGGAGCAAAAUGCUAGAGUGCCAUGGCCCGUGUGUGGGGCCCACUUCAUUCCAUGUCAACUUUUGGUGUUGUUCUUGUCCAAGUGUGUUUGUGGACUUGCUUCGUGAUCGUAUUCUGGAAUGCUUGGGGAACUUGGGUGGAGAGGGAAUGCUGCUUAGCUUGGUUUUAUAAAGGGGAAGAGGCCUGGGAGGUUUGGGGGGUCUGUUUUUGGAGAGAUCCCCAAGAUGACUGGAGAAGGACUUGGUUGCAUGGUUUAGGGAUGAGCCUUGUGUUGUUGGACAGUGAGGCAUUGUUGACCCCUUGGGUCUUUGGCAAACCCAGAAUCUGCCCCAGUUGGGCUCAUACUGCUGAGACUGUGGACACAGAGCUCCCUGUUUGGGGCCUCGGUUUCUCAUUUGUGAGAUGCAGUGACCUCUAAAAGCUUCUCCAAGCUCUGUACAUCAAUAAUUCUCCAGUUCAAAACUAAGCAGAUAAAAGGGCAUGCGUCAUUGUCAUGUGUGUCACCUAAAAGGUUCUGAAGUGCAUGUAUUUGUACAUAUGUGGAGAGAGGGGAGAAUGUUGUUUAUUUUCCCUUUCUUAGAAAGGAAACACUUGUCUCUUCCAUUGGGACACCACAGUGGAAGCUAGUGGGCUGGAGGGAGGGAUUAUGCCAGGGACAAUUGGACAGGGGCCUUGGGCGUGAUGUGCAGAUCCAGCCGUGUCCCUAGCCCGGGCAGGGUGCCAAGGCUGCUUGGACAGUAGCCACCCCGAGAUCCUAGGAGCAGUCCCCCGAGUGGACCUAAUUUCUUCAUCCCCGUCCCCACCAGCAAAUCUGCUUCACUGUGGAAAAAAGAGACUUUGAUUUUAUAUAUAUGUCAUCACAAAACAGCAAAAACAUAAUCAGCCCUGAUUUCCAUGUGCUGUGCUGCCACCUGAGCCCUGGGUUGCAUCCUUGUAGAGGUUCCAGGUUCCUGUUAGUUUGUUGGUUUGUUUUUCUAUCUGAACGAAUAAUUGCCAGUCUUGUGAACAGAUGUACCCAAUGUAUUUUGAAUGUUCCAGAAGGUUAGGCAGCUGGCCUUGAGCAUCAUAGGCAGUGAGGGGGAUAGCAUAAGGUCUGGAUACAACCUCUCUGAGUCUUUGUUUUCAAAUCUGUAAAAUGGGCAGUAAGACUAGGUGAUUUGUGUGGCCCAUUGCGUCCCUGGAAUUCUAUGUCUACACACCAGCCAUCUACUUACUGGGCAUGGGUCCCAGGCAAAGAUUGUGGUAUCUGCCUGUCUGGGAAAGGAUAAGAAGUGUGGGGCGGGGAGGGGUUUGAGGGCUUUGGGAAUGGUUAGGCUGCAGAGGAGCAGUUAUCCGACUCCAUGACUCUAGAGGAUCAUUACCAGGAAGGGGUUUUUUCAUUGUUUUAUGCAAUCCUAAAGGGCAACAGUCACCUGGAGUGGCUGAGUUUUUCUUGGAACGAAGAGAUUUUUCAACCUCUUUUAUGAAUGUCUCAUCAUGGGACAGGUCCUGUUAGGGGAGAAACUCCAACCCUGGAGGAAAUGGGAUUGCAAGUCAGGGAUGCUGAGGCUGUCAGGGAACCUGUGACAGGACAGAGUGUAUGAUUUGGAGAGUGGAGGGCGGGCAGUUCUGUAGCUUCUUUGUGGUCCCCAGUGCUGGGUGGGGGGGGGGGGGACUGCUUAACCCCCUACUAUACCUAAGGCCAGGCCACAUUGUAUAGCUCGGUGGGUAGUUCUGUGACUCUCCUUGACACAUCCAGUGGUGUGCAGUGAUUCGUUUUCUUACUCUCCUGCCUCCCCCAAACCAGUUUCUUUGGGGAGUAGGGCCAGGGAGCUGGAGCUGGGCCAAGGCUUGGAAUACACACCAUCACCCACCAAGUGUGCUGACUCACCUCCUUCGUUUGACCCUUUCCCUUCCUGGAAGGAAAGCCAGAAGAGGCUUUCUUUGUGAUCCUGUGAGUACCCUCGACCCCCUUGAGGCCACACCAAUGUGAAAGCAGUGAGUGCUUUGUCAUCAUAAAUUCCUGCUUGAACCCAGUGACCAUGGAAGCCUGUCAAAAAAGCUUUGAGCACGGAGCGGAGAACCUGGGCUUCUCCCAACUUUGCGGGGGACCUGCUGUUUGGCCUUGACCCCUUCCCCAUAUAUCUUGAGGAAGACUCACAAAGCACUAGAUCUGGGAAGAAAAACAGAGGUCGACAGGUCAAACCUCCCCAUUGGGCUGCUGAGAACUCACUUACCAGCAGGCUUACUCAGCAUGGUGCCUGUACUGUGCUGGGAUCCAAUGUGCUUUACAAACCUGAAUGAGGCAGUGGGCCCGCCAGCAUGUGCCCAGCCCUGCACGUGAACCAGAAUAAAGCAUCCAUACAGGAAACAGUCUUCUUGCACAAGAAAGGGCCUCUGGCUGCAGAAGUUGUUAGGACUCCAAAUUACAGGAAGAGCCAUGGAGUCAGUGUGGCUUGGGGCGAACUGUGUUCUAGCCUGGGGUUUCCCACCUGCUUCUUGGAGCCUCUGUUUCUUAAUCUGUGAAAUGGGAGAAGAUGAUUUGCAGUCUGCCCCAUAGGCCAGGGAUGAGGUUGAAAUGAGACAUCCUUGUGUGUAAAAGGGCUUUGGAAACUAUAUUAUUGGCUGGUUACUGGGGCAAAGACCUCUGAAAGGGACUCUGUGCUAUUUGUCAACUGCUUUGAGCCAUCCUGGGUUAACCUAUGCUCCAGUUGUAAAACCACCAGCACUGGGAGUGAGGGGGAGGCCAGUGGACUGUGAUGGACAUGGAAUUCCAGAUUUAUGUCUGUCAACUGAUUCACUUUGCUCUUGGGGUUAGGAUGGGGAGGAUUUCAUGUGGGUGGUGAUUUCCAUGUCACCUCCAUGGGAAUCCUUCAAGGAUCUGGGAAAUUCCUCAAGUGGGCUAUGUGCCCCUUUCUGCUUUCCCUAAAUGUGAGGUCCUGGGAUGUGUUCGUGCUUAGUCAUUUGUGUCUUGUCUUAUGUUCGUGUUCUGUGGUUUGCCCUCGUGAGGGCUGAAGUGGGGCAGUCUCCAGCAUCCCAGACGUGGCUUCAGGCUUGCUUGUGGAACCAGGCUCCCCGCUGUGUUUCGUCUCCCACAAUAAAGAUAAACCCCAAAGACCUCACUGCUCCCGCUGCCGCCAUUAAUGCUGUGCUCACAACCUUGUCCGGGAUUUUAAGGAUGUCAACCUGCUGUAGAUGACUCAAUAAAUGUCUUACCAUUUUU